Ciona intestinalis (vase tunicate) is the source of this 4805-nucleotide messenger RNA. Its product is annotated as alpha-1,6-mannosylglycoprotein 6-beta-N-acetylglucosaminyltransferase A-like. Gene Ontology annotation, biological process: protein N-linked glycosylation. NCBI's taxonomy places the organism in Eukaryota, Metazoa, Chordata, Ascidiacea, Phlebobranchia, Cionidae. Gene Ontology annotation, molecular function: alpha-1,6-mannosylglycoprotein 6-beta-N-acetylglucosaminyltransferase activity. Gene Ontology annotation, cellular component: Golgi apparatus. The record is from RefSeq and is a predicted model, not a curated record.
CACUUGGCAAUUUUAGAGGGUGUGCAAACACUUCGACCAAAACGCUGAUCGAUCGUUACCAGUUAUCUGUUUCAACUGAUCGUUAGCAGUUAUCUGUUUCAACCGUUAUAGCGGCGAGUUCAUAUAUUUUAAGUUCGAACGACCCCAGUCAACAAGCUAUUUACCAGAAAUAGGUUACGUGUGUUUGCGGAGUUUUCACGUGUGGUUGCGGCAUACGCUAUGUAAAUAAUGAAGACAUAUUUUCCGUUUGUGUUUGCACAUACACCACGUCAAAUGUGUAGAUCGUGGCCCGACGUAUUCUAUUCCCUACGGUUUUUAAUGCGGUGGUUGAGCUUUAGCAAUAGAUUUUGAAUCGAAAAACGUGCAGACAGCCCAGACGGGUUAUGGCAGUCCGGGGAAACAUGAUACUUGUUUCGACAAAUUUUGACAUGUAUCCGAAACGAGACGUAGCCUGGUUAUUUGUUUAGUUAAGAUAGGUUUGUUUGGAGAGUAAUCUUUAAUAAAUAAGCAAAGCCGUUUUAAUAAUGUGUGAUUUUAUUACUGUGUAUUAUUAACAUUACAUGCAUUUUGUGUGUUGUUAAUUUAUGUAUGUUUUUUUUUUGCUGUAUGUAAUGUUUAUUAAUUAAAACUUUUUGUUCUAUUUUUAGGUACACAAUGUUUGCUGUUUAACCAUACAAAAUUAAAGGUUUAAAGGGCAUCAUGCCUGUAUCACGGGCAUGCGGGAGAACUGUCCGGAUUUUCCCAACCAAAGUUUUCACGUUUGUCUGUUUAGUUUUCCUCAUUUUCUACGCAACUUCUCUUCCACCAAGGUUUUACAGCUCUGUGGUGGACCUUGAGUCUCUAGAGGCAGAACGUGGAGAAAUCAUAAAAAGUUGGGAUUCAUACAUUCGACAUCUUGCUGAAGCAAAUGGGUUGAGUUCCCCUUCAACCAUCUCCAAAAGUUAUUUUCCAUCUCUUCCACAAUCAAUGCAGGGUUUUGCAGUUUUUUUGGAUAGCCUAAAAAAUCGAAUUGUAUUUUUGGAAUCAAAAGUGAAUGCAUUGGAAACUAAAGUGGAAACAAAUUCGAAAGAUGUUGUUGUUCCACAUAACAUUGAAAACCCAGGUGCAAUAAUUCAAAGCAAAUCAGAAGAAUGUCCUUUUCCUGAUUUGGAUGCUUAUGGAUCAUGCAAAGUUAAAAUCGCUUGGAUGAGAGAAAUGUGGAAGUCUGAUCAAUGUUAUGCUAAGUGGGGAGUUGAUGGUUCAGAUUGUACCAUCUAUCAUUACUUGAGUGAGGUGGAACAUUGGUGCCCGCCUGUAGAUAAAACCAACACCACUUCUGCAGAGCAAAUUAAAAUGUCAAAGCCAACAAAACCGUUGGUGUUUAAUCAAAAUUUCACGGACUUGUACGCGAUUCUUGGUCGAGACGUGCAGUAUAAAUGGAUCAAAAUGAGAAUGAGGCGCAUGGAAAGAAGCUGGCUGGAGGCCGUGAGUUCACUGAAAGAAAAGUUUGAUGCAGGGAAUUGGAAACAAAAAAAAGUUCUUCUCGUACUCGGUUUACUUGCCAAAGAGACAGGCUUCAAGAUAGCUGACAAUGCAUUCAAAGGUGGACCACUUGGUGAGCUGGUACAGUGGUCAGAUCUGAUCACCGCAUUGUAUGUUCUGGGCCAUGACAUUAAGGUCACUAAUUCUAUGGAACAGCUAGGAGAACUCUUCGCUCCCUAUUUGACCUCGGCAAGUAGUAAUUGCCCGCUGCAAUCCAAACCAUAUGAUAUUCUCUACACCGAUAUAAGUGGUUUAAGACUGUUGAAGCAAGUGGCAGGGAAUAAAUUCCAUCUCCUACAAUGUGAAAUACGUGUGGUAGACAGUUUUGGAACUGAACCCGAGUUUAACCAUGCAUCCUAUGCGGAAAGAAAAAGGCGCUCUACACAAUGGGGAAAAUGGAAUUUCCACCCAAAGCAAUUCAACACCAUGUUUCCUCACACACCAGACAACACAUUCUUGGGCUUUGUGAUUGAGCAGCACAAUACCGUCAGUAUUGACAGCAACAACAAUAAGGAAAAUAUAUCACUAGUCUAUGGGAAAAAAGAUUCUUUUUGGGAGGGCAGUGAAGCAUACAUUGAAGCAAUUCACAAGUUAUCCUCAGUUCAUGGGACAGUUGAUGCUAGCAAUGAGUUGCAGCAUGUUCCUGCUUUUGUGGAAAAUCACGGGGUUUUACCCGGAAUACAACUGCAUUCUCUGCUGCGUAAAACAAAGGUUUUUGUUGGAAUGGGUUUUCCAUACGAAGGGCCUGCACCCCUUGAAGCGAUAGCUAAUGGGGCGGUGUUUCUUAACGUAAUUUUUAAGGAAGGAAGUCCAAGUUAUGUGAAAGCAACCAAUUUCUUUAAGGGCAAACCAACCAGUCGUCAACUUACAUCACAGCAUCCAUAUACUUCAUCCUUCAUCGGUCGCCCACACGUUUAUGACGUAGACAAAGACAAUAUGGAGGAAGUAAAAGAAAUUCUGACUGAAAUUUUCAAUCGUCCAAAUGUUGAACCAUACAUGCCCUAUGAGUUUACCUGCUUGGGUAUGUUAGAAAGGCUUGGCUUGUUGGUGGAAAAGCAGGAUUUUUGCACUUCAGACGCAACACCUACAUGGCCUCCCAUAACUUCAUUGAAGACGGUUGAAACAACUGGCCGACAGACAUGUGUGGAGGCGUGCGCAGCGCAGGAAAUGAUCUGCGAACCUGCUUACUUCCCUUAUAUUAAUCUGCGUACACACUUCGAGCAGCAAGGCAUAAAAUGCGACCAGUUUAAAGCUCCUGAAGGGGCAGAAACGGAGAUUGACUACCCAGCCCAUGCAGAUGGAAUAUGCUACAUUCAAAGUGACAAACUACUGUUCAGCUGCGCUGGUCGCUACACCAAUCUCCACCAUAUUUGCCCUUGUCGGAACUUUAUUAAAGGCCAAGUUGCACUGUGUAAAGCCUGUCUGCCAUGGACGUAGCAACAGGCUGCACAUUCUACACCAACUAGUGCACUUACAUGGACAAUACUUCGUAUAACGAAGAUUCAGCAAUUUUCUUCAAGUGAAUGGUACCAUACCUCUUUCUCGAGUUCUUGUUUUUUUGAAAAAAUAACAACGCAGAACUUAUUCCUGUAAAAGAAGAAUUUUGCGACUUAUACAGCAGCUUUCUCUGCUAGCUUCCCACAGAUUAAUGCGUGGCCUUGAAUUUUUGAUUGACAAUAUUAUCUUUUUCUUCAUGAAAUGGAAUCGCAAUAAUUUCUUUCAUUGCAGUUAUAUUUACUUCGUAUUAUUCAGUUUACUAUAAGUUCCAACAUAUUGAUACUUUCAUUACUAUUGUUUUCACCAAAUGCUAUUGUUUUUCGCAAACUGCAAUUUGUGUAAUCAUUUAACUUAGCAGCAGUCUGUUUAAUGCAGUGAAGUGUUUACCCUAUUUUUGCUGCCUAUCUGGAAAGCCCACUUCUCAGUAGCAUACCAGUGCCUAAUUAUUAAAGCUAUUUUAACUCUCAAAUUACCCAACGGACUAUUUAAAUCGUAAUUCUAUGCAUUCAUAUACCCCAUAAAUCUAUAGCUUACAAAUCGGGUACAAUGUUUGGUUUUGUUUUUUUAACAAAGUUUAUGUUGUGCUUUUCUCACCUUUGCUACGCUGUAUUUUUAAUUAUGAAACAAUAAUAUUAAGUUUCAAUAGCUUAAAAUGCUGCAAUAACAAGCCAUCAAAAAAUUAUUUUUUGGUUGACAUUUAAUUGGUAAUUUAUCAAUACUGUGAAAAAUCUUGGUCCAGGAUCUAGCAAUUCUUUUUUUAAACUUUGUAAAAUAAUGAAAUGAAGCUGUUUUGUGUAAAAGUGCUCAUCAAUAAUUCUCGCUGCUGUGCUGAUAGCCAUGCUUUUUGUAAUCCUGUUUACUUUAUGCAAUAUUUUCAAAUAUAUAUGUACCCUCAUAUCCAAUAUGUUUAACCAGUUAUUCAAAUUGUUUUUUGAAACUUGUAAUCCUAAAAGUGUUGUAACUACUCGCUUCUAUUUUGAGGCAAUUCCUAUAACAACACUGAAACUGAGAUUUCCAUCCUUUUGAAUAGACAAUACAUCUAAUCGCAUCAGUGCUAAAACAGUAUCCCGCAAGCCCAACAGGACUAAUAUUUGUUUAAUACAAAAGUGAACGUUAGCAUUACAAACUUGUUUUAUAAACCAAUACCACAAAGCAUAAAUAUUCGUAUUUCAAUACAUUAUCUGUACAUGUAUAUCAUUUUAUUAUAGUAGUGGUGAUCUUGAUUUAAGUGUUUUUUACUGUGGUUAAAUACUUUGGAAAUAAGCUGCUUUUUAAUGUUUUUUUUCUGAUGGGUGUUUUUGUUAAAUAGCUUAACUAUAUUUAGUUUUUAUAAAUAUUCCAAUCAUUUACUGUUUUGUACUGGUGGUCUUUUCAUUUUUACCAAUAAUGUAAUAUCCUAGUAAAUGUGAUCAAGUAAUUAGCGCUGUUAUAAUUUGUACCUUUUUAAGUCAUCAUAUUCUCAUUUCUUACUCUAGGUAACUUUCUUGGCAUGUAGGUUUUAUUAUGUUAAAUACAACUUGUAUUGCAAAUUUAUCAAAAUUCGUUGUUUCACAUUUGAAAAACCCAUUCUCUACGAGUGGCAGAAUGGCUGAUUCUGUUGAUUUAAAUACCUAUGACACAAGUCAAGUUAAACUAAUGAAGGAAGAGUGCAUAGAAGUUGAUAGUGAUGAUAAUGUGAUUGGGCCACGCUCAAAACUUGACUGCCACUUGUUAAGUAAUGGCCCUCCACUUCAUAGAGCAUUUAGUCUUUUUCUUUUUAAUUCAAAAAAUGAACUCUUGAUGCAAAA